UUUAGAGGUGAUUUUGUGCUUCUUAAUGCUUCUAAUUUAGUGCGAAUAAAUCUUGGAUAAGUUAUUUUUAAUUAAUUAAAUUAAAAUUAAAACGAAUCAAAAUUAAGCCGAUAAAGUAGUUUUCGUGAAACGAUGUGUUAACCUCAAAAUCCGAAAUAACCGGAUUAAUUUAAUUAUAAAAAAUUAAUUAAAAACUUGUUAAAUAAUGUCUUUAACCCGUUUAAACGGCAAUUUAUUAAUAAAAAGAAUCCUAACCUCAAAAAAAUACUCGACAUUAACCCUCGAAGAUGAAUACACAAAAACGCCUCAAUACCCCGAAAUUCUCGACGUGUCUUACGAUGCGAAACUUGAUAGAAAAAAGCAAAGCGUCUACAACGAACUGCAAAGUGUUAAAACGGUCGAGGAGAAACAAAUAAAAUUAAACAUGCCGAAAUACUACGGAUUUAAGUGUUACAUGUUUAACGAGAAUUUAAUUCCUUACGAUCAAUUGGAUUUGACACAACAUAUAACGCGUACUCAUUUAGUACUAAACGAAAAGUUGCCUCAGUUUUAUAAUGAAAUUGAUGAGAAGGUGUUUAACGAGGUUAAAAGUGGUGUCGAGGAGGUUAUUUUAACUGAAUCGUAUUUAAAUGGAAAGGAAAAAUUUGUUUUUAAUGUGGUUAAAGGUUUAAAUCGUGUUUUUAUGAAUUCUUUAUCGAAACAUAAAGAAUAUUUAAAAGAAAUUCAGGUUGAUUUUGAGCCUAGAAUUGAAUCAUUUUGGUUCGCAGGGGGGAUGGCUCCCCCUGAAAAUGUAAAGCGGUAUCGUAAAGGUCAAGAAUUUCAAAAACACAAAGAAAAUGAUCCAACGAAUCGUGCUAUUCAAUAUAUCGGAAACCCCUUGCUACAAAUUCGUUCUAAAUUACCCUUAAAACCGGUCCUUUCACCCAAAAGUGUUGAAGAAGGGGAUUAUCCUGUUCCUUUUUUUAAAUAUGAUCCAAGAGUUGUUGGUGUUGAUACAACUCAUCGACAUGCGACUAAUAUUCCUGGUUUUUGGCCGGGUGAUAACUCAAAAUUUGGUUUGAUUUCGUUCCACGAUUCAUCCCACAUUUCAAAACGCGAUUAUAACGAUGCGGAAGAAUCGAAAGAAGCCGUUCAUCGACAAGGAAUUUUAGCAAGUUUUUCUUGGUUAAACUCCCAAGCUAAUAAUUUAGGUUUUACAACAUUCAACGAACUCACUUAUCCACUUUUUACUCAAACGAUUCUCACAAACGGACAACAAUUUUCUUUCUAUCUUUACCAAUUAAACACUCUUCUUAUUCAUUCUAAUUACGUCAAAGAUAACCCGCAAAAAAAUGUUUGUUAUGCCACUCCAGAAUUAAAACUCUACGAAGAAAUCGUUGAUGGAAAAUUAAUCGGUUUUAACGACGAUGUUCUCAAGAACUUAUUAAAGUUGUAUUUAAACGAACCCGAGGAGCGUUUAGGUGUGAAAAUGACGCCAUAUUUGAGUCAGGAAGAAAAGGUUUGUGCUGAUUAUAAAGAUGUUGAUAAAAGGAUAUGGUUAGAACGGGAAUUUAAGUUUUUAACGUCGAAUCGGCCCAGAUAUAAGUUGGAUUAUGAAGUGUACGCUUGGGAGAAAAUUUAUAAGAUUGAUCAUGAAACGAGACCCAUGGAGGCGAGGAGGAGACCUUUCGAACUUUUCCAAAAACCUAGUGAUAGGAGAUUAAAUGAUCGACAAGCAUUUUAUAUCCCUAAAGUUUUAAGACCAAAUUUGCCUAAACAAAAAGGUCGAUAUGCUAAAGAAUAUUUCCCUUAAUUUUUUUAAUUGUUUUUAGUUCAAGAAAAAGUAUAAACAAAGAAAAUAAUUAUUAAAUUAAUAAAUGUUUGAAACGAAAUUUAUUUGAGGUUAUGUUGAGUUUUAUCCUUGUUCUACUUUACCGACAUCAUUUAACCCAAAAGAUGGCGGUAGUGGUUAUUGAUUAAAUUAACCGAAUUAAUUAA
This is a messenger RNA of Onthophagus taurus, 1977 nucleotides long. RefSeq names its product mitochondrial ribosomal protein S30 (gene mRpS30). Gene Ontology annotation, cellular component: mitochondrial large ribosomal subunit; ribosome; mitochondrion. The record is from RefSeq and is a predicted model, not a curated record. NCBI's taxonomy places the organism in Eukaryota, Metazoa, Arthropoda, Insecta, Coleoptera, Scarabaeidae. Gene Ontology annotation, biological process: translation. Gene Ontology annotation, molecular function: structural constituent of ribosome.